Xiphias gladius (swordfish) is the source of this 414-nucleotide messenger RNA. It is a transcript of the gene nppcl2, whose product is annotated as C-type natriuretic peptide 2. The transcript has 2 exons. Gene Ontology annotation, cellular component: extracellular region. Gene Ontology annotation, molecular function: hormone receptor binding; hormone activity. Bases 1 to 414 code for a protein of 137 amino acids. The record is from RefSeq and is a predicted model, not a curated record. Gene Ontology annotation, biological process: receptor guanylyl cyclase signaling pathway; cGMP biosynthetic process. Lineage: Eukaryota; Metazoa; Chordata; Actinopteri; Istiophoriformes; Xiphiidae.
AUGGCUUCCUCAUCUUCCUCAUGCUCUUUUGUUCCUCUCCUCCUCCUCUUCCUCACCGUCGCCGUGGAGUCGAGACCUUCCUCACAACGAGACGACAAACAGGUGUUACGCUCUCUGUUUGGCUCUCGUCUCUCUUCUCUCAUCUUGGCCCCGCCCACCUAUGAUGAUGUCACUGAGGGCUCAGCUGGACGUCCCGCCUCCUCCUCCUUUUCUCCCUCCGGGAGAUUUGCUGUGAGUGGCGGCGCUGUGAGGGGAUUGGUGGACAAACAGGAGGCGGUCCCUCGGUUCUUUUUCGACUUUCUGCGGCGACAGGCCAAGAUGAGGAGGCGGAGCCGGAAGUCGAUGGUGGGAGGAAGAGGAUGCUUCGGGAUGAAGAUGGACCGCAUCGGCUCCAUCAGCGGGCUGGGCUGUUAG